Molecule: messenger RNA, 906 nt
Organism: Miscanthus lutarioriparius
Lineage: Eukaryota; Viridiplantae; Streptophyta; Magnoliopsida; Poales; Poaceae
Source: the annotation of a GenBank genome assembly
AUGGCCCAGGUGCGGGAUUUAAUUCCUAUGCUGUUCUCCGUACUCCAGCAGCAACCGGCGGCAGUGGGCGUGGUGAUCCGUGGUUGCCGAGACGGCGAGACCAGCGGCUGCAGCCGCGUGGUUCCACUCCUCGCCGUCGUGACUGGGGUUCCAGGGGACGAGGGACCACCGGAGGUCCCCAAGUCGAAGGGGAUAGCAGCCACGGCAUCUCAGCCAUCUACACCAGCAUUCACAGCCCUGGCAGCACCCACAACCAACACCUUCGACGCUGGACUCGACGUCAACAUCAAUAGCGUACAGGAGGUGUUUGAUGGAAUACCCAUGAGGUUUCAAGUUUUAAUAACAGUUUGGUGUACUAUUGAUGUUAUGACAUCUUUUUCAUGCCAGGCUCUUGCUAAAGAACUUGUUAGAUCAAGAUGUGCUGUUAGUCGUCUUUACGAAAACAAGGCUCAACUAAAUUCAGUAUCAAUGCACCUUGGAGAAAUUGUUGCUGUAAAAACAAAGAACUUGAGCACUUCCAGUCAGCAUCUGUAUAACAAAGCCACAAGCAGAGGAAAGACAUGGAAAGAAACAGAGGAAGAGGAGGGAAGCAGAGCUGCAGAGCACAUCCAAGUCGAGCAGAGGCAGUGCACAUCCAAAUCAAGAGCAGGGGCAAGUCGGCCCCUGUCCCGUAACGCCGACCAUGACAAUGACGCAGUAUUGGUGGUGCAGCAGCAAGAGGAUUGGUACUGGAAGGUUGGAGUAUGUUGUUGUGAAGGUCCUGCCGCUGGAGCAGGUGCGCGGAAGGCAAGGGCCCUAAUCUGCCAUCAUCAACGGUGUUGCCAAUCCCAGAGGAUGGUGUAUGGCAAAUCUUCCCUCAAUGCUGAUGUGUUAGAAGAUGAAUCAGAGUCGGCUCUUUGGCGCUGA